This is a messenger RNA of Crotalus tigris (Tiger rattlesnake), 1952 nucleotides long. RefSeq names its product translocase of outer mitochondrial membrane 40 like (gene TOMM40L). Lineage: Eukaryota; Metazoa; Chordata; Lepidosauria; Squamata; Viperidae. Gene Ontology annotation, biological process: protein import into mitochondrial matrix. The transcript is spliced from 9 exons. The record is from RefSeq and is a predicted model, not a curated record. Gene Ontology annotation, cellular component: mitochondrial outer membrane; mitochondrial outer membrane translocase complex. Bases 496 to 1413 code for a protein of 305 amino acids. Gene Ontology annotation, molecular function: transmembrane protein transporter activity.
GGAGAACCCGGGGCGGGGAAGAUGGCCGCCCCCAUCAAGAUCAGGGAGGAGGAAGAGGAGGAGGAGGAAGAGCGGAGGGGCUCUUGUCUGAGCUCUUUCUGACCCCCCCAGUCCCAUCUCCCCCCCCCUUUCCAGCCAAUUCCCACCCUGUGGCUUUCUCCUUUGGAAAAGGGGGGGUCUGUUUUCCCACCUCACCCCUCAAGCAUUAGUUCUUGCUGGAUCCCCAGCCUGCGCCCCCCCACCACCUUUCUCAAAGCAAGAGGAAGCAUCACCUUUUUUAAAUUUAUUUUAUUUUGUUUUUCUGCAGAAAGGUUAUUUUUCUUCUCCCACCCCCCACCCCCGCCCCAGAUUCCCGGUGAGCCACUAAGGUGCGGUUCCACGGUGUGAAACCACACAACCCUUUUCAUUCUUUGGCUCAAGGAUGCUCAAAGUGAAGCCGAUGGGCCACAAGCCAUGGCCACGUAGCCUGGCUUAAAGAGGUGACUGGGGGGGGACAUGGGGAAUAUAUUCAGCCCCUUCCCUGCCCCACGGAAAGGGGCUCGCCGGGCCGAAGGACUGGCCAACCCGGGUAGCUUUGAUGAACUUCACCGCAAAUGCAAAGAUGUUUUUCCUCAACAAAUGGAAGGCGUCAAGCUGAUCAUUAAUAAAUCUCUGAGUAGCCAUUUUCAGGUAUCCCACACCGUUCACCUGAGCACCAUCGGACACUCAGGUUACCAUCUGAACACGACCUAUGUGGGGGAUCAGCAGCUUAGUCCCACAGAGAUUUUUCCCACCCUUAUUGGCGAUAUUAGCAAUGUUGGGAGCCUCAGUGCUCAAAUUCUCCAUCUUAUAACAGAGCGGAUACGGACCAAAGCAAUUUUCCAGACUCAACAGGCCAAAUUCACAACUUGGCAAUUUGAUGCUGAAUAUCGUGGGGGGGACUACACCGCCACCUUGACUCUGGGGAACCCCGAUUUGAUCAGCGAAUCGGUUAUUGUUGUUGCACACUUCCUCCAGAGCAUGACGUCACGGUUGGUCCUAGGGGGUGAAUUAGUGUAUCACCGACGUGCUGGAGAAGAAGGAACCAUCAUCACUCUGGCUGGCAAGUACACCGCUCUGAAAUGGAUAGCCACCCUAAAUUUAGGAUUCGGAGGAGCCCAUGCUAGUUACUACCACCGGGCAAAUGACCAGAUUCAGCUGGGAGUGGAAUUUGAGGCUAACACCCGGCUUCAGGACACAAGCUUUGCUUUUGGCUAUCAGCUCAACCUGCCCGAAGCCAACAUGACCUUCAAGGGGCUUCUGGACAGUAACUGGCACGUGGGGGCAGUUCUGGAGAAGAAAAUCCCCCCCUUGCCCGUGACCUUAGCGCUGGGCGCCUUCCUCAACCAUUGGAAACACCGGUUCCAUUGUGGGUUCAGCAUCAUUGUGGGUUGAGGGCCUGCACACCAGCCUGGCUCCGUUAACAAAGGAGGGGCGGUUGGGCUUGCAAAGUGGGAGGAUCGCUCGGUUUGAGCGUUGCACCCCUGGAUGGUGGGCGCGAGGGUAUGGGUGCCCGUGCAGGGCAGGUGCGUGGCGAUGCCACGACCGCCUCCGUGGGUCCGUGCACAAUUCCUGCCCGGAAAGAAAACCACGUCCCUGGUGCCAGGGUGCCCAGUUUCUUCCCUGGAACUCCCGAUUUCGGUCGGCUUAGGGCAAAGUUCAAGCCGGGCACAGGAUUUUGGGUUGGGUGGUCGCACAGCUUUCUUUGUUCGAGACUUCUGAUCACUGGAUUCCCCAGCGAGGAAUCGGCGCCAUUUUGUCUGAGUGACAUAGCGGGUCCUGAAAUUCAGAAGACCCCCCCCCAACUCAGCUGCUGUGUCUCGGGUGUGUUUGUGCUAUCCGGCUACUUCAGGGCAGAGACCAAAAAGCUGAAUUACGACUUCUGUGCAAUGAUGAGUCUAAAUACGAUUAAAAUCAUGAUGAGGCUGGGUGUA